Sphaeramia orbicularis (orbiculate cardinalfish) is the source of this 4273-nucleotide messenger RNA. RefSeq names its product FAM20C golgi associated secretory pathway kinase b (gene fam20cb). NCBI's taxonomy places the organism in Eukaryota, Metazoa, Chordata, Actinopteri, Kurtiformes, Apogonidae. Gene Ontology annotation, cellular component: Golgi apparatus. The coding region runs from base 841 to 2517 and encodes 558 amino acids. The transcript has 11 exons. Gene Ontology annotation, molecular function: protein serine/threonine kinase activity. Gene Ontology annotation, biological process: protein phosphorylation; enamel mineralization. The record is from RefSeq and is a predicted model, not a curated record.
GAUCUCGUCUGGGCUUCAUCAUCAUAUUUAACACACCCACCCAGAUUCACACAUGCUCCAGAGGUACAUUCUCCUAUCCCGCUAUAUCCCUUACGUGGGGAUCUCUAUCUCCUGUUACCUGUGUCCAGUAUUCUUUUUUUUUUUUUUUUUUUGGCUCGCUUUUUGUGUGGUUUUGUCUCGAUGUAACAGAAUUACGCGCGCAGGAUCGGUGAAGUGGAAUGACUGUAUGACGACUACUUUCCGUGGACUUUCCCUUAAAAAAUGUUUAAAUGUGAAGAGCUGAGCUUCUCGCACAUUUUUCCGGGCCCCAGUCCCAGCUGAUCCCACCAGCUUUCGCGCAGGAUCAAGGUUGGACAGAGUGAGACGGAUGCGCACCCACGGACCACUUGGACACGCGCGUUUAUCGGAUCGUUUCCCACCACCACUGCUUUCGGAUCCUACUCACUUGUCCGCUACUUUAAAUCGCUUCUAAAAUAUUGGGUGGUCGAUAGGAGAGGGGAGAUCGGCUCUGUGAGGAGGAGGAUGUGGGUUGCGCAAAUCGCCCGCUGGUCUGAACUGACUAGACCUGUUCUACCUGGGCGCUUGGUUCUGGUUUUUCUUCUCUGAAAUCUCCGCCUUAACACUCACGCAGAUAAAGCAGGACUCUGAUGUUGAAUAUACAAAGGUUGAACACUGAAUCCUUUACUCAAGACGGCCAGUGAAGAUGGGUCCUACGUGUUUAAUGUAUAUUUCAUUAGAUUGGCGUCCAGUCUAAUAAACAUCAUCAGCGAUGUAGUCAGCUUGUUCAUCUGCGUGCUGAUCAUUUGCAGUAAAUACUCACAUCUGCUCAAAAGGGAGACCAUGAAGAUGAUCCUCCUGCGUAAAUUCCGGGUUUUGAUUCUCAUGGUGUUCCUUAUUGCAUGCUCGAUGCAUAUAAUGAUAGACUUGCUUCCAAAGCUGGAGAGACACAGCAACAGCGGCUGCUCCUGCUCCCACAGUCCGAGUGAGGAGCCUCAGAGCUGGGGGAAGCAGGGCUGGCCUAACAAGCACACUCUGCGGAUCCUCCAGGACUUCAGCAACGAGCCCAGCUCCAAUGUUUCCUCCCACUCCCUGGAGAGGAUCCCGGUUACAGGCGAUAAAACACAGUCUGUCAAGCGGCUUGAGCAUUACGGCCAACGUGGUGACAGAAAGAGACCGUUCAUCCAGGACGCCACAGUCACCAAGAAUAUGCCGGUAAAAGGUUCAAGGUUAUCAGCUCUGUAUGAUCACCCCUUAUAUAAAAGAUCCCCGCCGCCUCUGACAGAUGAGGACACGCUGUUCAACGUCAACACGGACAUCAGAUUUGACCCCAAAGCAGCAGAGGAUCAAGAAUGGAAUGGUGAAGGGACCAUGGAUGAGUUCAGUCCAACAGGGGAACUGACAGCUGAUUCAUACCCGAACUGGCUUCGCUUCCACAUUGGGAUUAAUCGAUAUGAGCUCUAUUCCAGACACAACCCGGUCAUCGAUGCUCUCCUGAAGGACCUGGUCACCCAAAGGAUCACUAGUGUCGCUAUGAAGUCUGGAGGCACGCAGCUAAAGCUCAUCAUGACCUUCCAGAACUAUGGACAGGCUCUUUUCAAACCCAUGAAACAAACCCGGGAGCAGGAAACCCCUCCAGACUUCUUCUACUUUUCUGACUUUGAACGACACAAUGCUGAGAUCGCUGCUUUUCAUCUGGACAAGAUCCUGGACUUCCGUCGUGUCCCACCAGUGGCCGGUAGGCUCGUCAACAUGACAAAGGAGAUCCGGGACGUCACACGGGACAAAAAGCUCUGGAGGACCUUCUUUAUCUCACCAGCCAACAAUGUGUGUUUCUAUGGGGAGUGUUCGUACUACUGCUCCACCGAGCAUGCACUCUGUGGUAAACCAGACCAGAUAGAAGGAUCUCUUGCCGCCUUUCUCCCAGACCUGGCUCUAGCCAAACGCAAGACCUGGAGGAACCCUUGGAGACGCUCAUACCACAAACGCAAGAAGGCAGAGUGGGAAGUGGACCCAGACUACUGCGAGGAAGUCAAACAGACUCCACCUUACGACAGUGGGACUAGACUUCUGGACAUCAUGGACAUGACCAUCUUUGACUUCCUAAUGGGAAACAUGGAUCGCCACCACUAUGAGACUUUUGAAAAGUUUGGGAAUGAGACCUUCAUAAUUCACCUGGACAAUGGCAGAGGGUUUGGAAAACACUCCCAUGAUGAGAUGUCCAUUCUGGUGCCACUGACCCAGUGCUGCAGGGUAAGGAAGUCAACACACUUGCGUCUGCAGCUUCUGGCAAAGGAAGAAUACAAGCUGUCCAUGCUCAUGGCAGAAUCCCUGGUGAGGGACCGCCUCAGUCCCAUCCUCAUCCAGCCACACCUGGAUGCCAUGGACCGACGCCUCCGCCAGGUGCUCAAAGUGUUGGGGGAAUGCAUUGAAAAGGAGGGCUACAGCUACGUCGUGGAGGAUGACCUCCAGGGAGACCAAGGGUCAGACCGCGGCCACACUGCCCCACGGCGGAGGUAGCUGACUGUGGGGGAGUCUGGCAGCUGGAACUGAGCUUGAAUCCCCGGGAUAGACGACUGGACCAAACACAUCCAGUCACCCUUAUAAACAAAACUAGCAUCCUGUUACGCAGAUGAGCUCCGUCUGUACCACGUUUCUCAGAGGGAAUGGUUUGCUGAACUUUCAGGGACGCCCGCCCAUGCCUGAGGUAGAUAAAAGCUGUCUGGACCUGGACGCCUGCUGGAUAGGAUUGGACUCAAACAGUGCAGACUUUACCUGCGCUGAAAGUUUUGGUGCAGUUUUUUUUUUUUUUUCCUUGUUUGUUUUUUUGUUUAUGGGCAUUCGAUUGAUCUGGGGGCUGGGUCAUGGAUAGAACUGAAAUAUCCUAGGCUCCUUAAAAUAUCCAACCAUGACUCUAUUGUAGGAUAGCAUCACUACAGCAGACCCAAACACCCACCGGCCCACCGCAGCACUACCAAACCAUGAAAGUCUUGCAAGAGACGCCUUCUCUCCGUCUUUUGUUCAGGACCCUUUUUUGAAUUCAGUGAAUUCUAAGGGACUUGUACAGAAUCUCCCUCCCCUCCCUCCACACAGCCGAACUAUGUGUUUCUACGUAUUGUUGGUAUUCCAAGUGUUUCAGUUGAACAUUCAUAGUGGAGGAGGUUGACUUCCUAUUGUCUUAAUUAUCAAAAUAAUGUUUGAUUGAUUCACUGCAAAAUGUUUUUAUUGCAAAGUGUCUUUUAUUUCUGCUGAGCCAUUUCAGCUUCUAUCAUCGGUAUUCAAGAUGGAAAUAUUUGAUUGGAGUGCAGGUUUACUCCUGGAUUUGUCCAUUAAUUUUGCCCAUAAAUGUUACUUGUCCUUGAGAGAGUAUUUAUUAAAAUUCAUAUUUAUUGUUUAAAAUGAAUACAUAUUCAGUACCACAUCUCUUUUUUUCAGUUAAAAAGGAUUCAUUGAGUUCUACAUUACAGAGGUGUACUUUCUCAUUUGUCCAGAAGAGGGCAAAACGAGCAUGUGCAAAAAUUAGCUGCCAGAUCCGUGCCUCUCAGUAACCCUGUCCACAUCUCAACACUUUACAAGUAUCAAGCCUGCUUUUAAGAACAGUUUAGCAUCGUCACAAGUAUCAGUUAGGUCAAAUGAGCAAGUCUACGCCUGUGUUUACAACAUUUAAUCCGUUUCUAACUACUGUUUCUGUUAAAUUUCUUACAGUGCAAACACAUAUGAGGUUAGAUUUAUGGUAUCAAAAGCCAAAUGUGACUCAAAUAGUUUUAUAUUAUUGUUUCUUUGUAAUAUAUUUGAUGUUGCUGUUGUGGAGAGAUUAUUUUUCAGGAUGUAUAUUUCAUUCAUACCAACAGCUACUAGCCUAGUUGUUGGUGUCAACAGUUCAGUCAUUGGCUGAAAGUUAAUAUAUACAGUAGGAAAAUCUAGUGCCUGUGCAAUGAUAGAAAUACUUGAAUGUCUGGAUUCAUAGGGGAAAGGUUUAGACUCCUCCCAGGUACGAGCUAUAGAUAAGAUAAGGAGGUCUACAUAUACUGUAUGUGUGUGCUGACUCCAUCUGUCCCACAUAGGUUUUAUAAAAGUCUAUGUUUCCAUAGUCCUGUGUCUGUACAGUGUGUAUGGGAGUAUGGGUGAAUCCAUGGAGAACCUUAGAUGAUGUGUUGUUGAAGUAAAAAUGCUUCGUUUUCUUUUUUAGUUUGUUUUUUUUAAUUCAAGUCAUUGUUUCUGUGGAUUUAUUUUUCAUUUCUUUGCAUCAUGGUAAAAGUGCAAUAAAACAAAAUGA